CUCUUUCCCUCUCUGAGUCGCAACUCGAACCAGGUGAUGAAACCCUCUUCAUUGGAAAAAUCCAGUUCCUGGGAGCCAUCGCUCUCUCUAGUCCCGUUGCUUUGAGGUUUUACUAAAAGCGCUUCUGUCGAACCGAUCGCGUUGGUUUUGGGGCCAUUUUUUCUAAAGCUAAGAGCUCUCUCUCUCUCUCUUUCACACUCUCUUCUUAAAGCCCACGAACGUCAUUUCAUCUACUCUCUGUCACUCACUAACUCUCGCUCUCUCGCAUAAAUCCGUUCUGUUCCUGCUGUGCAAUCUGGAAUAACCUGUUCUGCUCAUACACUAUCUUUUGUCUGUGAAAACCAAUCUAGGAAACCACCGUGUAACCAUGCUGUCCCCCUAAUUCCUUAAACUGCCCUGGUGUUUUCCGGCGGUAUCAACCAGAGAAUGGCGUAUAUGUGUGCCGACAGUGGAAAUCUAAUGGCGAUCGCUCAACAAGUCAUCAAGCAGCAACAGCAGCAACAGCAACAGCAGCAGCAGCAACAACAGCAACAACAAAUCCUUGGCGUCAACCCUUUCUCCCUGAACCCAUGGACCGGCACCCACCAACCUAUCUCCAAUUCUUCCUCCGUAUAUGGUCUCACCAGCGCCGGAUUCUCUGACCCAUUUCCGGUGGCCGAAACCAAUGAUACGGGAGAAACGAUGCUAUCGUUUCCCCAGUUAGAAGAGCACCACCAUUCUACCGGGUUCAGAUUCUCCGAUUUGGGUGGCAGCACGGUUGGCGAUUUCGAUUCGGACGAAUGGAUGGAAAGUCUAAUGGGAGGUGGAGAGUCGACGGAGAGCUCAGAGCUUCCUUCCGGCUGCAACGCUUGGCACGGCAAGGCCGAAAUCUCUCUCUAUGGUCGCGAUCCCUUCCUCCCCUGUUCGAGUCGACUCAACCUCUCAUCACCAUCCCCUCCCACCGAUCUCAAUCGGGUUCUCUUCUCGGACACCCCAAAGAACCCCACCGCGCUGCAAGCCCAAAUGCCUACAUGGGGCCCAUCUCUACCUCCGCCGUCGUUGCCACCACCACCACCAGCGGCGGUUGACAACUCUCUACCAGACAAUCAUCUGGCGCUGACCCACAGUAAAAAUGACGUCGCCAGCAUCCCAGCUCAGUCACCAGAAAGCGAGUCGGCCUCGCCCCUGCUGAAAUCCCUACUCGAUUGUGCCCGAGUGGCCGAUUCAGAACCGGAACGCGCCGUGAAAUCACUUGUUCAACUCCGAAAGCCGGUGUUCGAACAGGGUACUCCAACGGAGCGAGUGGUGUAUCAUUUCGCAGAAGCUCUUUAUAGUCGGGUGUCUUCGAAAACUGAGAAUACCCUUCCUACGUUUGAGAUGUCUCCCGAAGAUUUCACUCUCUCUUACAAGGCAUUAAACGAUGCCUGCCCUUACUUGAAAUUCGCCCAUUUAACUGCAAACCAAGCGAUUCUCGAAGCCACAGAAACUGCAACUCGAAUACAUAUCAUAGACUUCGGAAUCGUCCAAGGAGUUCAGUGGGCAGCUCUCCUCCAAGCUCUAACGACACGAUCCGCCGGAAAACCUUCGAGAAUCCGAAUCUCCGGAAUCCCGGCACCGGCACUUGGGAAAUCGCCGUCGAUGUCUUUGUUUGCCACCGGCAAUCGUCUCCGCGAUUUUGCGAAGCUUCUCGAUCUGAAUUUUGAGUUUGAACCCAUCUUGACUCCGAUUUCGGAACUGAACGAAUCGAGUUUCCUAGUUGGUUCGGACGAGGUUUUGGCUGUGAAUUUCAUGCUUCAGUUGUAUAACUUGUUGGACGAGACAUCAGUAGCAGUCGAGAAGGCUCUGCAACUGGCGAAAUCCCUGAGCCCCAGUGUACUGACGCUGGGAGAGUACGAAGCGAGCUUGAACCGGGUCGGUUUUAUGAACCGGUUCAAAUACGCGUUAUGGUAUUACUCUGCGAUUUUCGAGUCGCUGGAACCAAGUUUAGGAAGAGACUCGGCUGAACGGUUCCAAAUCGAGAAGGCACUGCUUGGUAGACGGAUCACCAAUGUGGUUGGACCAGAAGAAGGUCCGACCAGACGAGUACGGAUGGAGGAGAAAGAGCAGUGGAAGAUUUUAAUGGAAAGCUGUGGUUUUGAAUCCUUAUCACUCAGUCAUUACGCUGUGAGCCAAGCUAAAAUUCUACUUUGGAACUACAAUUACAGUUCUAUGUACACUCUAAUGGAAUCCCCACCUGGGUUUCUUUCGCUUGCCUGGAACGAUGUUCCCCUUCUUACUGUUUCGUCAUGGCACUGAUGGGUUUUAACCUUAAUAUAGAUUGCUUGUUUGCAAAUUCCACCUGGGUUUUUUUUCUCCCUCUGGUGUGGAAAUUUCUGCUUUAAGCAAAAAUCGCC
This is a messenger RNA of Telopea speciosissima, 2372 nucleotides long. RefSeq names its product SCARECROW-LIKE protein 7-like. Gene Ontology annotation, molecular function: DNA-binding transcription factor activity; sequence-specific DNA binding. Gene Ontology annotation, biological process: regulation of DNA-templated transcription. Gene Ontology annotation, cellular component: nucleus. The coding region runs from base 427 to 2274 and encodes 615 amino acids. The record is from RefSeq and is a predicted model, not a curated record. NCBI's taxonomy places the organism in Eukaryota, Viridiplantae, Streptophyta, Magnoliopsida, Proteales, Proteaceae. The transcript has a single exon.